Molecule: messenger RNA, 2291 nt
Organism: Hyaena hyaena (striped hyena)
Lineage: Eukaryota; Metazoa; Chordata; Mammalia; Carnivora; Hyaenidae
Gene: TTLL10
Product: tubulin tyrosine ligase like 10
Biological process (GO): protein modification process
Source: RefSeq, a predicted model, not a curated record
AUGCGGACACCUUCAGGGGCCAAGCAGAAGUACCAGGGAGACGGUUGCCAGGCCACCACUGUUGUUUCCCCGGCAGAGGGCUUACACCACCUUGUUGGGCAGGUUCACCAGGGGCUUCCUUCCAUCCUACCCGGGCGCUGCUUCCUGCCGCUCUUUUUACCUGACCAGGACACCAGGCCCCACGGUCAGCACAGAGACAGGAGCCAGCCACAAGCGGAAGCGCACGUCCAGGAGCCCAGGAGGAACCCCUCCCCGGGGCUAGGGCCAAGGGCUGCCCAAAGGUCCCACAGAGGGCUGCGGGUGGUGUCUUCCCAGAGGAGUCCCCGUCCUCGCGCUCCCACGCCUGCAGCCCGCCGCCACACCCGCCUCAUCCACCGUCGGGGGCCACCCACUAGGACCCACAUCCGCAGGCAAAGGGGCAAGCGACCGAGGACUGCAGGAAUCCGGCGGGGCCACACGCAGGUGCCAGGCUGGGCCUACGAGAGACCAAUGGGGAGCAGCCAAGAGGACCAGCCCCUGCACCCGCCAAGCCAGCUGGGCCAGGACACAGACCUCCUGGAUGCUGCUGAUGCUGCCAGGCCUCGGGCCACUCUCCUGGAGAGGCACCUGCUGGAGGGGGAGAGGGAGCUGCACGGCAGUGGGCAGGGGCCCUACUUCUACAUCGGAGGCACCAACGGGGCCUCCAUAAUCAGUUCCUACUGCAAGAGCAAGGGCUGGCAGCGCAUCCAGGACAGCCGGCGUGAGGACUACAAGCUGAAGUGGUGCGAGGUCAAGUGCAGAGACAACUACUGCAGCUUUCGGGAAGGUGAGCAGCUGCUCUACCAGAUCCCGAACAACAAGGUCCUCACCACCAAGAUCGGGCUGCUCAGCGCCCUGAGGGAAUACUCGAGGGUUGUGAGCAAGACCCACAAGAUAUCACCGUGUGCCCAGGCCAGAUCUAGAAAGGACACAACAUCCGCCCCUGAGGAGCUCACUUGGACCAGCCCAGGAUUCCUCGGGCCACAGAGGGUCCUGAAAAUGGAAGAAUUUUUCCCAGAGACCUACCGUCUGGACCUCAGGGACGAGAGAGAGGCUUUCUUCAGUCUCUUUGAUGAAAAUCAGGUAUGGAUCUGCAAGCCCACGGCCUCCAACCAGGGCAAAGGCAUCUUUCUGCUCAGGAGCCAGGAGGAAGUCGCCGCCCUGCAAGUCAAGACCCAGAUGGUGGAGGAUGACCCCAUCUACCGCAAGAUGCCGUUCCGGGCGCCUCAGGCGCGGGUCGUGCAGAGGUACAUCCAGAACCCACUGCUACUGGAUGGGAAGAAGUUUGAUGUGCGUUCCUACCUGCUCAUUGCCUGUGCCAUGCCAUACAUGGUCUUCUUUGGUCAUGGUUAUGCCCGCCUAACCCUCAGCCUCUAUGACCCCCAUUCCAGCGACCUCAGUGGCCACUUGACCAACCAGUUCAUGCAGAAGAAGAGCCCCCUGUACAUGCUGUUCAAGGAGGACACGGUGUGGAGUAUGGACCAUCUCAACCGCUACAUCAACAACAAAUUCAGGAAGACCAAGGGACUCCCUAGGGACUGGGUCUUUACUACCUUUACGAAGCGGAUGCAGCAGAUCAUGGCUCACUGCUUCCAGGCUGUCAAGUCCAAGCUCCAAUGCAAGCUGGGCUACUUCGACCUCAUUGGUGACUUCUUGAUCGAUGAAAACUUCAAGGUGUGGCUGCUGGAGAUGAACUCCAACCCUGCCCUGCACACCAACUGUGAGGUCCUGAAGGAGGUGAUCCCGGGCGUGGUCAUGGAAACCCUGGACCUGGCGCUUGAGACCUUCCAGAAGAGCUUGCGCGGCCAGAAGAUGCUGCCUCUGCUGUCACUGAGCCGCUUCGUGCUCCUGCACAACGGCGAGGGGGACCUCUGGCCGCGCCUGGGGGGCUCCCGGAGCGCCCUGCGCCCGCCGCCGCCGCCGCCGCCGCCGCCGCCCCGACCGACGGACGAAGCCGACCGCCCGGCGCCGCCGGCGCCCCGCGCCGCCGACGGGCCGGGCGCGCGCAGGGCCGCACCACCCCGGGGCCCCGGCGGCGCGCACGCGCGGCCCCCCUCGGCGCCCCGGCGGCCGCGCGCCCCCGGCCCCGGUCCCGACGGCGCGCGGAGCAGGGAGCCCGGGGCCGAGCGGCUGCGAGCGGGAGCGGGGGGCCCGGCGCGGGAGCCCUCCCCGGGGCUGGCGGCGGCGGAGCGCAGGAGCGCGGGCCAUCGCGGCUCCUAGCGGGCGGGCCAGCAGCGCCCUCUCGGGACCUAUAAAGGCUACUUUGUUACAAA